AUGCACUUCGCCGUGAAGGGUCGGAUCGAGACUCGAGAAGCAGUGACACCGCGCAAGGGGAAGGCACUUCGCCUCCCUUCCACCGGUGUGCGUCGCGUCCGUCGUUCAUACGUUCUACCGAAUGAUAUUGAUCUACUCAAUCCCCCAGCGGAGCUUGAGAAGAGGAGGCACAAACUCAAGCGUCUCGUUCAAUCUCCCAGCUCCUUCUUCAUGGAUGUGAAAUGUCAAGGAUGCUUCAGCGUGACUACGGUGUUUAGCCACUCGCAGACUGUUGUGGUUUGCGGAAACUGCCAGACCGUUCUGUGCCAGCCGACUGGCGUGCGUGCAAGGCUCACCGAGGGCUGCUCUUUCCGACGAAAAGGCGAUUGAGCCUCUCUCUGCGCUUUUCAUCCUUUCUCCUGGUAAAUCUUUAAGAAGCUUGGAAUCAAAUUUAUACGUGAGUUUUAAUUCGGUGCUGUUUUAGUUGUCAGUAACGAGAAGACGUAACACAAAUGAUGCUUUUUACUAGAGUUGGCAGUUCGUGUAGAAUUCGUAAUGUAAUUUGAACCUGCCCUUUACUAAUAGAGUAUGCAGAACAAAUUAUAUCACGGAUGAGAUAACAAUAACCAUAAAGUCUCAGUUGAUGAUGUAUAUGGUAAAACAAUAUGCUUUUCACAAGAAUAAUUAGUUGAACCUGAAUAUUCUAUGUUAAUACUUGUAGGACUUCUUUAUACGUGCACAUAUUGGUAUAUACAUAGGGUAAUAGUUUGUAAUUCUUGGGUGAUUUUGUUGGGGAGUUCAUUCUUGGGUGAUUUUGGUGGUCCUGUAAAAAGGUAGGAAGAGUAGAUAAGGUUUAUUUUUCUGAACAACAAGAAAAUGUAUGCAUCGUAAUAUUGUUAGAUUCAAUUUAUUUAAUUUCAAUCUUGACAUAAAAGUUUUUCCGCAUUAUAGAUAGUAUAACUACAAAUUUUAUGCUAACACUUUUACCUCUUUUUCUUCUACUGUCAUACUUGUUUAGCAUUAUGAAUUUUGCUACACUGAGCUGAGUACAUUGUGUUAGUAGUGAUAAAAAAAAAUUAGCAUUUGAUUAGAACGAAAUUGAUUAAAAGUGUGAGAUAAAUUAAUUAAGGAGUUGGUUGAUUCACUCGGUCUCUUGCUGGUACCCCUUGAGGAAACUGAUUGGGAUUACAUUUGUGUUGAUUCUUCUACGUGCAUGUAUGUGGAGAAUUAACGAUGAGGGAAUACACUAAGGACAAUCAGUAAUUAACGAUCAUGUGUCCUCAUAUUUGAUUUCUAGCUCCCUAUUUAAUGUAUCUUAUAUUUUUACUUAUUUUUUCCUAAUCGAAUAUUAAUUUUUUUAUUCCUGCACUAACACAUUAUUUGUGGAAAGAGUUUCUUUUAUUUACUUGUUCUUCAUGAUAUUAUUAUAUUGUAGAGAGCGAUGCCAGCGCAUGUGCUUAUUGGCAAUCAGUAAUUGUUUGUGCUUCUUAAAUAUUUAAAGCACAUCAACCCUCCUUGACAUAAAUCCAAUAUUAUUGCCUAGAA
This is a messenger RNA of Musa acuminata AAA Group (dessert banana), 1524 nucleotides long. Its product is annotated as small ribosomal subunit protein eS27y-like. The record is from RefSeq and is a predicted model, not a curated record. Bases 1 to 369 code for a protein of 122 amino acids. Gene Ontology annotation, molecular function: structural constituent of ribosome; RNA binding. Gene Ontology annotation, biological process: translation; ribosomal small subunit assembly. Lineage: Eukaryota; Viridiplantae; Streptophyta; Magnoliopsida; Zingiberales; Musaceae. The transcript is spliced from 4 exons. Gene Ontology annotation, cellular component: ribosome; cytosolic small ribosomal subunit.